Molecule: messenger RNA, 1797 nt
Organism: Penicillium olsonii
Lineage: Eukaryota; Fungi; Ascomycota; Eurotiomycetes; Eurotiales; Aspergillaceae
Source: the annotation of a GenBank genome assembly
AUGUAUCUCCACCAAUACGAUUACAUCUUCGCCAUCGGCACAUUGUUUGCUAUGCUGGAUGCAUACAACAAUGGUGCAAACGAUGUUGCCAACUCCUGGGCUACUAGUGUCUCUUCUCGCUCCAUCUCCUACCGCCAGGCCAUGGUUCUCGGUACAAUCUUCGAGUUCCUAGGUGCAGUCACAGUCGGUGCCCGUACUGCCGAUACUAUCAAGAACGGCAUCAUCCCCAACAGUGCCUUCAAAGACAAUGCCGGAGUCCAGAUGCUCGCCUUCACAUGUGCCCUCGCCGCUGCCUCAUCCUGGGUCAUGUGGUGCACCAAACACUCCGCUCACGUCUCCUCCACCUACUCCCUCAUCUCCGCUGUCGCUGGUGUCGGUGUUGCAACCGUCGGUGCAUCCCAGGUGCAAUGGGGUUGGAACGACGGAAAGGGUCUCGGUGCCAUCUUCGCAGGUCUCGGUAUGGCUCCAGUCAUUUCGGGAGCCUUUGGUGCUAUCAUCUUCAUGCUUAUCAAGGUCGUGGUGCACAUGCGGAGAAACCCAAUCCCAUGGGCCGUCUGGAGCGCUCCCUUCUUCUUCCUGGUGGCUGCUACCAUUUGCACACUCUCCAUUGUCUACAAGGGCUCGCCUAACCUUGGCCUGAGCAAAAAGCCCGCCUCGUACAUUGUCGCCGUCACCAUGGGUACCGGCGGUGGUGUCUGUUUGCUUUCCGCUCUCUUCUUCGUCCCUUGGUUGCACUCCCGCGUCAUCAAGAGAGAUCCCUCCAUCAGAUGGUACCACGUCGUCCUUGGUCCUCUCCUCUUCAGCCGGGCAGUCCCCACCGAAGGCGAAGUCGCCAAAGUUCCCAACUACGCCGUCAUGCAAGACGAGCCAGAGGAAGAGACCCACCUUCCCAUUGACGACAAGGAAGUCAAGACCGGAGUCACCUCCAUCCCUGGCUCCACCGACGGCCGGUCCGUCGAGAAGCUCGAAGCCAACCAGCUCUCCUACCGCGAGAUCAUGGCCCAGUCCGAAGCCCGCCACAACGCCAAGCUCCUCAACAGCCGCGGCCCCCUGGGCUGGGGCAUGCGUCUCCUCCGCGACAACCCCAUGGGCGCCGGUGAGAUUUAUGAAGUCCGCAACUUCAUGCGCAUGCUCAAGCGUAUCCCCGCCAUCAUCACCGUCGGACUCCUCUACGGCUUCCACUAUGACAUCCACACUGCCCAGAGCGGUAUCCACGGUACUCCUGAGGGCGAUCGUAUGAAGCGUGUCUACGCUGCCGCAGAGAAGUACCCCAAUGAAGUCGAGCACACCUACUCCUUCAUUCAGAUCAUCACUGCCUGCACUGCUUCUUUCGCCCACGGCGCCAAUGAUAUCGGUAACUCCGUCGGCCCCUGGGCUGCUAUCUACUCUGCCUGGUCGACUGGUACACCCGCUGCUUCCAAGUCUCCUGUCCCUGUGUGGCAGCUUGCCGUCUUGGCCCUUUGCAUUUCCAUCGGUCUCUGCACUUACGGAUACAACAUCAUGAAGGUCAUGGGUAACAAGAUUACCUACCACUCGCCUUCUCGUGGUUCCUCCAUGGAGAUGGGAGCUGCCAUCACCGUCCUGGUUUUCUCGCAGUACUCCCUGCCCGUGUCCACGUCGAUGUGUAUCACCGGUGCCACGGUCGGUGUUGGACUGUGCAACGGAACCCUCAAGGCUGUCAACUUCCAACGUGUUGGUCUCUUGUUGCUUGCUUGGAUCAUGACCAUUCCCAUUGCUGGCACCAUUGGUGGUUGUCUGAUGGGUCUGGUCCUUAACGCCCCUCAUUUUGCUGCAUAG